UUGCAGCCUCAGACUCGGAGAUGCUAAGUACCGAUGCUCCCUAAUAAUUCUGAAACACAGCCAGACUCCCAGUCAGCUUUUAUUUAGCCUUAAUCUCUCCUAGCCCCUGAAAGGUAAUCAACACACUGGUAAUCCAUACGCGACGUUAGUGAGAACAACACAAUUUAGGGCAACAAACUGCAGACCGUUGUGACAAGAUGGUUUGUUUAGAAUCGCAUCCAGCGGGGGACAUGGCCAGGAAGCGGGUCGCCGUGAUCGGAGCUGGGAUCAGUGGACUGGCUGCCAUCAAGUGCUGCCUGGAUGAGGGUCUGGAGCCCACCUGCUUUGAAAGGAAUGACGACAUCGGAGGCCUGUGGAAAUUUCAAAAAAACCCUUCAGAGAAAAUGCCGAGUAUCUACAAAUCCGUGACCAUCAACACGUCCAAGGAGAUGAUGUGCUUCAGUGACUUCCCCAUACCGGACCAUUUCCCCAACUACAUGCACAACUCCAAACUCAUGGAGUACUUCAGGAUGUACGCCAGCCACUUUGGCCUCCUGAAAUACAUUCGCUUCAAGACCAGAGUGCAGAGCGUGCGCAAGUGCCCGGACUUCCCCGUCAGCGGACAGUGGGACGUGGUGGUGGAGGCCGAGGGCCAGCGGGAGUCGCUGCUCUUCCAUGGGGUCCUGGUCUGCAGUGGGCACCACACGGACCCCCACCUGCCACUGCAGGCCUUCCCAGGCAUUGAGAAGUUUAAAGGACGCUAUUUCCACAGUCGGGAAUACAAAAGUCCCGAGGACUUCUCAGGAAAGAGGAUCGUUGUGGUUGGCAUGGGGAAUUCUGCUGUGGAUAUCGCCGUGGAGCUCAGUCGAGUAGCUGAACAGGUAUUCCUCAGCACUAGACGGGGAUCAUGGAUCUUGCACCGUGUUUGGGAUAAUGGAUACCCUAUGGACAGCUCAUUUAUCACUCGAUUCAAUAGUUUUAUCCAGAAGAUAUUUACUACAGCAUUAGUAAAUAACUACCUGGAGAAGACACUGAACUCAAGAUUCAAUCAUGCUCACUAUGGCCUGCAGCCACAACACAGACCUCUGAGCCAGCACCCAACCGUCAGCGAUGACCUGCCGAACCACAUCAUUUCUGGCAGGGUCCAGGUGAAGCCCAACGUGAGGGAAUUCACGGAGACGGACACCAUCUUUGAUGAUGGCACCGUGGAGGGCAACAUUGACGCUGUCGUCUUCGCUACAGGAUACAGCUUUUCUUUCCCUUUCCUGGAUGGGCUGAUCGAAGUCGCUGAUAAUGAGGUGUCUCUGUAUAAGCUGAUGUUCCCUCCCAACCUGGAGAAGCCCACACUGGCCGUCAUUGGCCUCGUCCAGCCCCUGGGCAUCGUGCUGCCCAUAGCAGAGCUCCAGUCUCGCUGGGCUGCCCGGGUGUUCAAAGGGCUGAGCAGACUACCCUCUGCCAAGAAGAUGAUGGCAGACAUUGCCCAGAGGAAGAGGGCAAUGGAGAAAAGGUAUGUGAAGACGGCCCGCCACACCAUCCAGGUGGACCACGUGGAGUACAUGGAUGAGAUCGCCUCCCUGGCCGGGGUCAAGCCCAGCCUGCUGCUCCUCCUUCUCUCAGAUCCAAAGCUGGCCAUGGAGGUUUUCUUCGGCCCUUGUACUCCAUACCAGUUCCGCCUCCAGGGGCCAGGGAAAUGGGAUGGGGCCCGGAGAGCCAUCCUGACCCAGAGAGAGCGCAUCAUCAAGCCCCUGAGGACUCGAGUCACCAGCAAGAACAGCCUCUCGUCCUCCUCGGGGCUCUCCUUGGUAAGAGUGGCAUCGUUAGGCCUGGCGUUGCUGGCUGCUGGCUUGACGUACAUAUUCAGCACGCAGAGUGCGGAAUGAACACUGAGCAGGGAAGUACGUAUUUCUGCUCAUCUGGGAUCAUUACAAAGCUUCCAUUACUCAGUGACAUGUGAAAAUAUUAUUUGGGAUACCAUACUGCUAUGGAAAAUGUUUAGAUAUGCUCUGCAAGUAGGCACAUUCCCUUAGGGAACACAACCUGAGAUGGGUAUCACUGCUCCUACAAGAUAUUAUCAAUGCACAAGAAAAUCCUAUCAUUUAAAUGAAAACUGUUUAAACCUUAGGAAUAUUUUUCAACAUAAAGUUCACCCAAAUGGUUUGACAAUGCUAGAUUAUCCUCAUAGGAAUUUAUAAAUAAAAAUUUGCUUUCCACUGAUUAUAUUUUCUACAUUA
Molecule: messenger RNA, 2210 nt
Organism: Marmota monax (woodchuck)
Lineage: Eukaryota; Metazoa; Chordata; Mammalia; Rodentia; Sciuridae
Product: flavin-containing monooxygenase 5-like
Exons: 8
Coding region: 198-1859 (553 amino acids)
Molecular function (GO): NADP binding; N,N-dimethylaniline monooxygenase activity; flavin adenine dinucleotide binding
Source: RefSeq, a predicted model, not a curated record